GGGCAUUUUUCCCAGGUAAGUGCUGUGAGGUAUUGUUAACGUGCUGUGUUGGUGUGCGCUUUGUUGCUGCUCGCUUCCGCCUCCGUUCUGCGAGCUUGUUCGUUUCGUACAAGGGGUAUUGGAAGACGAAGAGGAUGGAGAUGCAAUCGACCACUUGCCCGUCACUACUACGCGAGGUCUGCUCAUGGAGAAACUGCAGCAGCAACAGGGCAAUGACCCUCCUGGCAGUGGUGAGGAAGAGCACCCCUGUCCCUGCUGCGAGCGGGUCUUCCCGACAGCCGAGCGGCUGGCAGUGCACGUCAAGGUGCACCGGGGCGGACCCAAGCGACCGCUUAAGUGCAAGGAAUGUUGCCGCACGUUCCCUCGCAUCGACAAGCUGCGUGCCCACCAGGUGGUCCACCGGGUUGGCAAGCCCUAUCAGUGUGAACUCUGCGGCAAAGCAUUCACAUUCAAGCAAACUCUCAUGGAGCACCUUCUCCGGCACACGGGUGAGCGUCGGCAUCAGUGCGACCUGUGCCCCCAGAGCUUCUACUUCCGCGCCGACCUCACAAGCCACCGGCGCCGACACUCGGGUGAGCGGCCUUUCGAGUGUCGCGUCUGCCGCCGCCGCUUUGCCGGCCGCGCUGACCAGCUGCGCCACGAACGGUUGCACGAUGGCGACCGGCCGUACCACUGCCCAGUCUGCCAGCGUCGGUUUGGCCGCAACAGCGUCCUCGAGCGGCACAUGAUGCGCCACACGGGCAAGCGACCGUACGAGUGCCACCUCUGCCCAAACACAUUUACACGCUCUUACCUGCUUCAGGACCACUUGAAGGACCACCCACAGCCGCAGCGCAACCUCGGUUCUCCGAGUACACGCAGGGAGAUGAAAGAAAGCCCGCGACAACUUAAGAUAACUGCUGCUGUCUCCAUGUCUGCUGUGCCAGGAGGGCAUCGCAGUUCGCCAUCUCCGUUGUCCACUCAAGCAGUGGUGGCUGCUUCCAAAUCUUCUGUUCCUGAAGAAAAGCCUGAUUCAGCAUCUGCGUCAUCUGCACAGGAAGCAGCUGCUGCUUCAACCUUAUUCCCAAUGCCCAAGGAGGUGCCGCAUUCAGCACCUUCACCACUGCACAAUGCUAAUCCACCCAAAGUAAAACGUGCCUCGAAAUGCAAGGCAAAAUGCAAGGCAAAAUGCAAGGCAAAAUGCAAGGCAAAAUGCAAGGCAAAAGGCAAUGCAAAAGGCAAUGCAAAAGGCAAUGCAAAAGGCAAUGCAAAAGGCAAUGCAAAAGGCAACGCAAAAGGCAACGCAAAAGGCAACGCAAAAGGCAACGCAAAAGGCAAUGCAAAAGGCAACGCAAAAGGCAACGCAAAAGGCAACGCAAAAGGCAACGCAAAAGGCAACGCAAAAGGCAUGGCAAAAGACCCAGUAAAGCCUAUGUGCAGCCCAGUCAGCAGUUUGAAUUCGUUGGGUUAUUGCACCCUGUCUGAGGAAAAUCUCAGCUAUGAACUUGGGCCAUCAGUUUCAUCUUCAGAAGACCAGAAUUUCCACCUUCAGGAACAGGUCUAUGAAAGAAAGCCAGGAAACCUCAGGAACGUGCAAGCAAAGCAGCAGCAGAACAACAUGGAGGCUUCUGACACCUCAUCUGCAGUGGUGAACAAUGCGACACCUAAUUUACCAUCCUCAUCACCUCCACCAGCGAUGGUCGACAUGGCCAAGUUCAAACAGGCCUCGAGAGUUGACUACACGCAUUGCCCAGCUACCAUCAUGGUUUCGCCGCUGUCAACGGAGACCCAGACCGCAAACCUGGUUUCAAGAGCUCAGCCCAUGAUUUAUCCCCCGGGCAGCUACAAGAUUUUACCAUCUAGCAGUGACCCGUUUGGGCCAAGACCAAGUGGGCACGGACUGGUGGUUUCAUCUUUAGGAGACCACAGUUCACUGCUCAGCAAACAUAUGUGUGAAGUGAUGCCGCAGCCUGCACUCAGAGAUGCUGCUUUCCUGCUCCCCCACGACGAUACGCCGGGCAGUCACGGGGUGUCAGAAGUAGAGCCACAGGCUGUGCUUGGCCUUUCGUGCCCACUGUGGGGAGACCAGGAUCUGCAAGAAACCAACGGCCCGUGUAGCGCAGAAUUAAAGGAUGAGCUCAAUCUCAUGCAUUCCUUGUCUGCCUGCCCAGUUGUCCAAGAAGACAUGGGAAGGCACUCUAGUUAUCUGUCUGCGGCACUUAGCCUCGGGUCAGCUUGGUCAAAGUAUUGCAUCCUGCGUGAAGGCAGCUCUUCCUGAAGUGAUACCAAAGGUUAAGGAUUGUGCUAUGUCUCUGGUGCUUUCGUGCAAGUUAAACACGUGCACAAGCAAAUGAAAAAGCCUAGUCAAGUAAAGGCGGGCUCAGUGGGUUGAGGCUCUGUGCGAUUUUUCAAUUCUCUGAAGAGCAACAUAGGAAAAGAGUGACCAUUUACUUUGAAGAUGGAGUGGGAAUCGACAGUCACCUUCGUCAAUUUCAGUGCUCGAUGCAGUGUCGGCAGUGUGUGAGCCGUUGUCACGAUGCCACGAAAUGGUGUUCUCUGACUGUGAUAUCCGUGUACUUUUGUAAUGUGCUUUUUUUCCCUACCUGUGAUUGUUUAGCUUUGCUGUGAUAAGCUGAGGUCAUUGCAUACAUCAGUUCCACCAUAACACCUAAGAGUCUGUGUGGGCAGGGACCUUUAAUGUGCCUUGCUUCCCACUCCCACCAUAUGUGAUAUUCCUAUUGCUGCUACUGUUGCUGCUGCUGUAGUUUGUACCUUGCUCCCCUCCCCUACAUACACACACAUUUACUGCAGUUAAGGGCAACUGUGAAACUACCUUUGCUGCAAGUAAUGCUUUGUAGUUUGUUUUAGUUGUAGUUGAAGAUGACUGUGAUAUAUAGGAAAGGCAGGACUCUAGCUUCUCUCAUAGCUUCCUGUAUUUUAUACAAUGCCUGUCCAAUAUCAACGCAAAACAGUAGAGCCAGUGGCCUGCUCUUGUUAGGGUGCAGACAGUAUUUGCCUUGUGUUACUUCUGCAUGCAGCUGUGUAAGCAAUGGCGACGAGCAUUGAAAAGUUGUCACUACCCCAGUAGCGCUCCAUAUACAGCGACCAAAAUCUGGGCCCUAGUAGGACCUCUAAGUCAAAUUUCCCCCCAGCCCUAGUUUUGCUCUACUGGGCAGGCAUAGUAUAAGUACAGGUUGCAGUGUAAGCCUUGUCUCACCUUGUGAUAUUUUCUUGUAUGUGAAUCUGUGAUUUCUUGCAACGUGGAGUUCAACUAGACCAGCGUAGCUGUCAGCUCCAUGAUUGGACUGCCAUGAACCAGGAUACAAUUGGCGUGCUUACUGCAGCAGUUGUUGUCUUAAUUGGAUUGAAGCCAGCUGUGAUGCUUGUCAUGUGUUUGACAUAAUGUGUGAGGGUAAUUAUUCGCACUCUGUAAUAGAAUGUGUGGAUUGUGUUCUCUGUGUCAGACGGGCAUUCUGACAUGACCUUCCCUGAUCCAGUGCUUGCUUGGGGAGUGCACCAACCUGGUAUUAACCGUUACCUUGCCCUUGCGACGUUGUAAUUCACUACCAGUCGGUGUCAUUAUUAGCUCUAAAUAGUUUCAGAAGAGAAUGCACACUGUGGUCUGCUACUUUUUACAAAAACAUCAGUUGAAAACAGGGCAGCAAAGAACAACUGCAAUUCAGCUACUUAGAAGGGUGUUCCGAUUGCUCUAAUCACAUUUACUGUUUACAAGGCCAAACAGAAGACAACUUGAAGUUCUAUAAGAAACACAAUAUUCUAUUCAGAAGCUUUACUUGCAGUGCAUGGAACUUCACAUACUUUUUGUUAAUAAAAGGACAUUUUCAUCUCUUGUGUGCCAUUCUCUACGAGGCUGUGGUGAAUGCUUAUUUCAUAA
Messenger RNA from Dermacentor silvarum, 3874 nucleotides. Its product is annotated as zinc finger protein 420. Gene Ontology annotation, molecular function: sequence-specific DNA binding; DNA-binding transcription factor activity, RNA polymerase II-specific. Gene Ontology annotation, biological process: regulation of transcription by RNA polymerase II. Lineage: Eukaryota; Metazoa; Arthropoda; Arachnida; Ixodida; Ixodidae. The transcript has 3 exons. Bases 185 to 2257 code for a protein of 690 amino acids. Gene Ontology annotation, cellular component: nucleus. The record is from RefSeq and is a predicted model, not a curated record.